UUCAAUUUCAGAUAUUUUGCGGAAAAAAAAUGCAACAUUGCAAGCAUUUCAAAACGAUGUCAAGUGGGCCUUGGAAUCUAUAGAAGCACAACCAGGCUAUCACCCUCAUCAGUCAGAUGUAGUAGAGUUUAAUGGCAGAGAGUCAUAUAAAGGAUCUGUUUCUGUUGAUGCAGUGAUUGAGUCUGUCCUUGAAGAUGCAUAUGCAGGUGACCACCCUCAUCAGUCAGAUGUAGUAGAGUUUAAUGAUGGAGAGUCGGAUGAAGGAUUGGGUUCUGUUGAUGCAGUGUUUGAGUCUUACCUUGGAGAUGCACAUGCAGGUGACCACCAUCAUCAGUCAGAUGUAGAGUUUAAUGAUGGAGAGUCGGAUGAAGGAUUGGGUUCUGUUGAUGCAGUGAUUGAGUCUGUCCUUGAAGAUGCACAUGCAGGUGCCCAAUCUCAUCAGUCAGAUGUAGUAGAGUUUAAUGGCAGAGAGUCAUAUAAAGGAUCCGUUUCUGUUGAUGCAGUGAUUGAGUCUCUUCUUGAAGAUGCACAAAAUGAAGAGUCAGAUAAAGGAUCACAUGCAGGUGACCACCUUCAUCAGUCAGAUGUAGAGUUUAAUGAUGGAGAGUCGGAUGAAGGAUUGGGUUCUGUUGAUGCAGUGAUUGAGUCUGUCCUUGAAGAUGCACAUGCAGGUGACCACCCUCAUCAGUCAGAUGUAGUAGAGUUUAAUGGCAGAGAGUCAUAUAAAGGAUCUGGUUCUGUUGAUGCAGUGAUUGAGUCUGUCCUUGAAGAUGCAUAUGCAGGUGCCCAAUCUCAUCAGUCAGAUGUAGUAGAGUUUAAUGGCAGAGAGUCAUAUAAAGGAUCCGUUUCUGUUGAUGCAGUGAUUGAGUCUGUCCUUGAAGAUGCACAUGCAGGUGCCCAAUCUCAUCAGUCAGCUGUAGAGUUAAAUGGUGGAGAGUCAGAUAAAGGAUCCAGUUCUGUUGAUGCAGUGAUUGAGUCUCUUCUUGAAGAUGCACAAAAUGAAGAGUCAGAUAAAGGAUCACAUGCAGGUGACCACCCUCAUCAGUCAGAUGUAGAGUUUAAUGAUGGAGAGUCGGAUGAAGGAUUGGGUUCUGUUGAUGCAGUGAUUGAGUCUGUUCUUGAAGAUGCACAUGCAGGUGCCCAAUCUCAUCAGUCAGCUGUAGAGUUAAAUGGCGGAGAGUCAGAUAAAGGAUCCAGUUCUGUUGAUGCAGUGAUUGAGUCUCUUCUUGAAGAUGCACAAAAUGAAGAGUCAGAUAAAGGAUCACAUGCAGGUGACCAAUCUCAUCAGUCAGAUGUAGAGUUUAAUGAUGGAGAGUUGGAUGAAGGAUUGGGUUCUGUUGGUGCAGUGAUUGAGUCUGUCCUUGAAGAUGCACAUGCAGGUGACCACCCUCAUCAGUCAGAUGUAGAGUUUAAUUUUGGAGAGGCAGAUAAAGGAUCCGGUUUUGUUGAUGCAGUGAUUGAGUCUCUUCUUGAAGAUGAACAUGCAGGCGAUCACCCUCAUCAGUCGGAUGUAGAGUUUAUUGACGCAGAAUCAGAUAAAGGAUCUGGUUCUGUUGAUGCAGUGAUUGAGUCUUACCUUGGAGAUGCAUAUGCAGGCGAUCACCCUCAUCAGUCGGAUGUAGAGUUUAUUGAUGCAGAAUCAGAUAAAGGAUCUUGUUCUGUUGAUGCAGUGAUUGAGUCUUACCUUGGAGAUGCAUAUGCAGGUGACCACCCUCAUCAGUCGGAUGUAGAGUUUAUUGAUGCAGAAUCAGAUAAAGGAUCUGGUUCUGUUGAUGCAGUGAUUGCGUCUUACCUUGGAGAUGCACAUGCAGGUGACCACCCUCAUCAGUCGGAUGUAGAGUUUAAUGAUGGAGAGUCAGAUAAAGGAUCCAGUUCUGUUGAUGCAGUGAUUGAGUCUCUCCAUGAAAAUGCACAUGCAGGUGACCACCCUCAUCAGUCAGCUGUAGAGUUUAAUGAUGGAGAGUCAGAGUCUGAUAUGGAUGAUUCUGAUGAAUCUUGGAUUGAUUCAGAUAGUGAUCCUGAUAACUCAUCGAGUAAAAGCGAUUCUGAUAACGCAUCAAGUGAAAGUGAAAAUGAUGAAAACCUUCCAGAUGUUGACAAAAGUGUUUCUAAAAAGGGCAAUCAUCAAGUUCUAAAGAGUAUUGAAAAUAUGAAUUCUCCUCAAAAAAGAAAAAAAACAAGUCUUGAAAAUAUGAAUUCUCCUCAAAAAAGAAAAAAAACUCUGUCAUGUGAAGAAUGUGACUUCGACAUAGAGUAUCCGAACAUUUUUAUCAAAAAGUUCCAAAAAGGGAAUAAUGAAAGAUCAAAAACUGGAAGAACAUACGACCUUGUUCAUUCAUGUAUGUUUUGUCAUGACCUUUAUUCAAACAUCCAAACUCACAUUGAGAAUAAACAUGCCAACAAAAAAGAGGUACAAGAAAUUAAAACCAUGAAACAGAAAAAAGAGUUCUGCAACACAGAAGAGAAAACUGACCUUAUGAAGGAAAUCAAUAGAAAAGUUACCCUGAUUCGCAAUAAGGGAGACAAUAUCCACAAUAUGUCUGUUCUUCAAAAAGGUGAGGGCGAAAUACUACUUUCAAGAAGAACCCAGAAUAAAUUCAGUCUGAAACAAUAUGGGCCUUGUCCGGAAUGUUUUGAAUGGAUUCAGCUUGAGAAAUCAGUUGCAACUCAUAGGACCUCUUGUCCAGCGUUUAAGACAGGUUCAUAUUUCCAGAGCAAAGGGUCUGUUAUCAUUCAGGCUAAAGUUAUGGCAGGAAAAAUCAUUCCAGAAAGUUCAAAAAUUCUUCAAAAAGAAGUUCUUCCAGCGAUGAGAAGAGACAGCAUUACAGACUGUGUUUUGGAGGACCACAUUAUUCUGAUGCUUGGAGAUAUAUGGCUCAGUAAAAACAUAGAUAAUAAAAGAAAACGAAAACAUUAUGCGAGUUACCACAUGCGACUUGCUGGACGCCUCCUUCUCCUUGUUCGAGAAACAACAAACCUAUCUCUUAGUAUGUCGGAUUUUCUGGUACCAAAAUAUUUUGAUGUUUUUGUGUCUUGUGCACUUAAGGCUUGUGAUGGUGUUGACAAGGAGGAAUCUGAUGAAUAUGACUUGGACCACCCAAGCACGGCUUUAAAAAUUGGGUUUGACCUUUGUCGUUUAGCGUCUGUGAAACUUGGAAACAGUAUAAAAUUUGGAGAGGAACAAGGGCGUUUAGAUGCUUCAAACUUUCUAAACCUGAUGAAGUUAGAAUGGACUGUUAAAGUAACAAAAAUUGCAAAAUCAACCCUGAAUGAGCGUCAUUUUAAUGCUCAAAAGAGUCUACCAGAUCCUGAAGACAUUGCAAAAUUAGCAAAGCACAUCACAAAUGAACUUACCAAUUUUGAUGUGGAAAAUAUGACUCCAGAUAAUUAUAGAAAAGGAGUUAUACUCUCCGAAAGUCGACUUCUAUUGUACAACCGUCGAAGACCUGGGGAACUUGAGGCUUUAAGUUUGAAAUGCUACGAAAACAGAUCAAAAGAAAUGUCUGCUGUGGACAAAUCUUUACGCCUGGAUUUGACGGAUUUAGAAAAACAAAUGUUGGACACCCAGCAUGUUAUUGAAGUUCGCGGAAAGACUGGAAAACGAGUGCCAGUUAUUUGCCCUAAAGAAGUCCUGCCAAUAUUACAAUAUUUGGCCAAUCUUACUGCCAGAAGAAAGGGUGGAGUUAAACCAGGAAAUCCUUACUUGUUUGCAAAUACUGCAAAUGGUGUUGUGAAGGCGGGUGAGGCCCUAGAUGACAUCAAAGAAAAAGCUAAUUUGAGAUCUCCACAUCUUAUCUACUGCACUAACUUGAGAAAACACUGUGCGACCAUCGCUCAGGUGAUUGGCCUUCAAGAUCAUGAAAUGAAGUGGCUUUGUCAGCAUUUAGGGCACACGCAAAAAGUCCAUGCAAUUCAUUACAGAGCCACAUCUGGAAUGAUAGAAAGAAUUGAAAUAUCAAAACUCAUGCUGAUGCAAGAGACUAACAGUGUUUCCAAAUUUGCUGGAAAAAAUUUAAGGGACAUACAGUUUGAAGAUAUCCUUGGUGAUUCAGACACCACUAAUGACAGCAAUGAUCUAGUAGAUACCAAUGAUGAAAGCAAUGAUCAUGUAGAUGCGUUAGAUGCAACAUCAGAAAAUCCUAUUGUUUCAGUUUUAGACAAUGACUUUGGCCGAAGGUCCACGAAUAAAGUUACUCGUGUUCAGUGGUCAAAAGAUGAAGAACAGGAAUUGCGGGAAUAUCUUUCAGAUUACAUUGGAAAGAAAUGCCCUGGAAUGAAGGCCUGUAAAUACGCUAUUGAACAAAGUAAAAAAAAUGGAGGAAAAAUUCAGUACAGAAAGUGGGACACAAUUAAGAAAAAAGUUGUUAGAAUGAAUCCUCUAUAGUUAUACAUUCAGAAAGAAUGUUUUAGUGUGUGGACAUUUUCAAAAAGGUACUUGUUAUGUACAUGUUCAGUUUUGAUAUUUUGAAAGCUAUUGUUAGGAAUGAAUCUUAAAUGGAAGAAAUGAACAGUACUUAUAUGUACAAUUUGUUAGUUGAAGGUUUCAAAAGAAAGUUUGUGUAACAGUAGCAUUGUUACUUGACAAUUUCAAGUUGCAUUUUGCUUGAUCUUAAGAGACAAAGGUUUAUUGGUCUUUGCUAAUAUUUUAAACUAUCAAGGACAAGAAAACAUUACAUUUUAUUAAUUGCAUACCUAUGGUUAACGUGUUUAUUUUUAUGCAAAUGUUGGCACAAGAAAGUUUAUGUAAUUUUCUUUUUGUUUUGUCUUAAUUUGUUUAUUGCAUUCUGGAUUGAAUUAUUGGUAUUUUUCGGGAAUUAACAAAUAUAUUCUUGACUAGUAAGAGUUUAUGUAGAUGCAAAGAAAAAUUAGUAUAUAUAUUACCGUGGUUUUAUUAGUUCACAAUAGUGUCAAUAACAACAAAAAUUUGAUAAUGUGUAUUAUUAUACUUUCAUGUUAAAUACUGAAAUCUGAUUGGUUUAGAUGCAGUUGGUAAUCCGUUCUAUUACCCUCAGCGUUAGCAACACACUUGGCAACGGGUAACUCAAUGAAUUGUUACAUGCGCGUAAAUUAUGCGCGUACAGUUCGCCGUAGAAUUCACUUCAUUUCUAUAUAAAACAGUAAAAUUUUCUUUAAAAUUAAGUCAUCCUGUAUAACCAUAUAUAAUUGUUAUACUUUCAUGUAAAAUACUGAAAUCUGAUUGGUUAAGACGCAGUUCAUAAUCUUUUCUAUUACCCUCAGCGUUAGCAACGCACUUAGCAACGGGUAACAUUAAAAAAUGUUACAUGCGCUAAAAUUAUGCACGUACGGUUCGCUGUAGAAUUCACGUUAUUCCUAUAUAAAAGCAGUAAAAUUUUCUUAAAAAUUAAGACAUUCAGUAUAACAAAAUAAAUAGUGCCGGUUUGGGAGGAUAGCCGUUGAAAUUGACACCCAUCGAAUACCAUUGUCAACCUCCGCUUCGCGUCGGUUGACAAUGGUUGUCUCAGGGUGUCAAUUUCAACUGUUACCCUCCAAAACAGGCACUAUUUAUAUAAUAUUUUCUAAAUAUGCUUAUUUCUGUUUUUGUUUUGAUCAUCAUUCUUGGAUAGAAUUCCUGCUUUACAUGUUUAACUUUUGUUUGGAGGGUUUUUUUUUUUUUUAUAAUAGAAGAGACGUUUUGUAUUAUGUAUAUUCAAACUAUAAUGUUUUGCCUUGACCGCCUUUCACUGUUCAUUCAUUGUUACUUCAUCUUCUUUUUUUUUAAGUUCUUAACUUACCUUAAAAAGUUUGAUAUGCACAUUUAAACAUCUGUGUCCAAACCUAUUCAGAGGUCUUGUGUUUGUGUAAACAAAAUAUGACAGUGUUCUAAAAAAUAGAUUUGUUAUGGAGAUGCAGUGUUUAACUUACCUGCUGUCUUAGCUUAUAUCAGUAGUUCAUGCUUGUUCAUGCUUGCAUAUUUUUUUAUUCAUGUGUCAUGACCAUUUAGAGUAUUACUUAGAAAGUGCCAUGUGAGAUAAUUCUUGUGUUUGUGCAACGUGACACAUUUCACUACCUGUAUCUCUUGCUGGUUCUAAUUAUGCUCAGAUAAGAGGAACAGAUUUUGACUAUUAUUUUAAAGUUAAUUGUUGCAAUUUUAACAAGGAAUGUCUCAAGUCAGAAAAGAAUUUUGCCUCUUGAUUGACCUCUUUUAUUUCACCCAGGGCAGAUGCUUUGAUGUAAUGUUCGAACUAGUUUUGUUCAUGCAAUAAAAUGAUUGUUUUUUA
Molecule: messenger RNA, 6239 nt
Organism: Magallana angulata
Lineage: Eukaryota; Metazoa; Mollusca; Bivalvia; Ostreida; Ostreidae
Exons: 25
Coding region: 1976-4384 (802 amino acids)
Biological process (GO): DNA recombination; DNA integration
Molecular function (GO): DNA binding
Source: RefSeq, a predicted model, not a curated record